AUGGACCAUGUCACCCAAGACGAUCGCGUCCAGUGGGCAAUCUCACAGCGCCAUGUAUCCCAAAGAGGCGCUUACAAUUUCGCUCAUCGCGACAUAUGGGGACCGCGGGAGAAGUCCAUGGCCAACCCAUGGUCACCGAGUAAUCCCGAUGGAACAGUCAUUUUGCGCCUAGCUGAGAACAGCCUAAUGCACCAGGAAGUUGCCCAGUUCAUCAAGGAAACCAUCAAUGUGCUUCCCUUGGAUCAUUUGACUUACAGCACAGGACCACGGGGAUCGCUGCGCCUCCGUCGCACCCUUGCUACGUUCAUGAACAAGGAAUUUCACCCUCGAGAUGCAGUCACGGCCAAUGAUCUCUUCAUAACGCCUGGUUUGGCCAGCGGCUUAGAUGCAGUGGCAUGGUCAGUUUGUGACGAAGGCGAGGGCAUAUUGGUUCCGCAACCGUUCUACAACGGCUUCAGCUUUGAUCUUCUGAAUCGAAGCAACACACGAGUCAUCGGCGUGUCUUAUAAGGGCAUGGAAGGAUGCUCGAAACUUGAAGAUAUUUUCCGACCUGAAGUGAACAAAUUGGCUCUUGAAGCGGCUCUGAACAAGGCUCGUGGGGAAGGUGUGAACGUCCGCGCAUUGCUAAUCUCAAAUAUGUUUUCUUGGUCACCUCAUGUUCUUCAAGACGUCUGGGCGUCCAUGAUGAAUGAUCAAAUGUGGAUGGAAUCCUUCAUGGAAAAGAAGACAGACCUCAUGGUGGAAAACUACCGUGUGGCCACUUCCUUCUUUCGGGAGCACAACGUCAGCUACUUCGAAAUGAACGCUGGGCUCUUCAUCUGGGUUGAUCUUCGCCACCUGUUCAACCCAUUGACAUUAGACGGAAAUCUUAGAAUUCAGUCUGAAGGUUUCAUAGCUCAUCAGCAGAGUGAGCUUGAAAUAACAGAUCUAUGCGCUAGACACGGUGUCAUGAUUGCACCAGGCAGCGUUUACAUGCCAGAGGAGUUUGGCUGGUUUAGAAUGACCUUCAGUCUGGGGAAGGAAGCACUAGAAGAAGGAUUGAAGCGGUUCGCCAAAGCUAUUGCCGAGAUGAGAAUCUAA
Colletotrichum siamense is the source of this 1080-nucleotide messenger RNA. RefSeq names its product putative aminotransferase sirI (gene sirI). Gene Ontology annotation, molecular function: pyridoxal phosphate binding; transaminase activity. Bases 1 to 1080 code for a protein of 359 amino acids. The record is from RefSeq and is a predicted model, not a curated record. NCBI's taxonomy places the organism in Eukaryota, Fungi, Ascomycota, Sordariomycetes, Glomerellales, Glomerellaceae. The transcript is spliced from 5 exons. Gene Ontology annotation, biological process: amino acid metabolic process; biosynthetic process.